This is a messenger RNA of Dipodomys spectabilis (banner-tailed kangaroo rat), 1713 nucleotides long. RefSeq names its product DET1 homolog. The coding region runs from base 1 to 1713 and encodes 570 amino acids. NCBI's taxonomy places the organism in Eukaryota, Metazoa, Chordata, Mammalia, Rodentia, Heteromyidae. Gene Ontology annotation, cellular component: nucleus; cullin-RING ubiquitin ligase complex. The transcript has a single exon. Gene Ontology annotation, molecular function: ubiquitin-like ligase-substrate adaptor activity; ubiquitin protein ligase binding. Gene Ontology annotation, biological process: protein ubiquitination; positive regulation of proteasomal ubiquitin-dependent protein catabolic process. The record is from RefSeq and is a predicted model, not a curated record.
AUGGAGACCGUGGAGACUAGUCUGUGGACGGUACUGUCACAGCAAGCAGAAUCAGAGGAAGAUAUGAUAAUAGAGCCCGGUAUUUCCCCCAUUAAACCCCAAAGAAUAAAAAACCAGAACAUUGUUCACCGCUUAGAGUGCCGGCGCAUCAGUUCAGGCAAGGCCGGUGCCCACUGGCAUCAGGUUCGAGUAUUUUAUCAGAAUGUCUUUCCCAACUUCACAGUGGUUGAUGUGGAUGAGCCUCCAUGCUUCUUGCAUAAAUUCUCACCUGAUGGCCUCUACUUUCUUGCUUUUUCAUCUGACCUGACAUCUCUUCAAAUCUAUAAGUACCGGGGCUGCCAGGCAGCAGGAAACCUGCUGCAGGGAUAUGAGGGGGAAAUCCUGCCCAGAGGCCGUAGGCGGCCAGCAGUCAGCAUCCAGCGCCUGGUCUUUGAAUGUUUUUUUGUCUUGCUCCACAUUAGGAAGCUUACAAUCCUAGGUGAACAUCUGGACCUGGACUGUAGCAUUUUCACUAAUGAUAGCAAGUACGUCAUUGUGGGCUCCUCUUCCUAUGUCCCAUAUGAACACCAUCGUCCUUUCUAUGAAGUAUAUUGGAAUCGUGAGUCACUAACCUCCCAUCCACUGUUUCCUAUAGAGAACUACUGUCUCUACAUCAUUGACCUCCGCACUGGCCGCUUAUGUGAUAAACAAGCAUUUCACUGUGAUAAAAUGAUCUUGACACACAAUCAAGGCCUAUACUUGUACAAAAAUAUCCUAGCCAUCCUGUCAUUACUGCACCAGAACAUCCGUAUCUUCCAGGUGACUCCUGAUGGCACUUUUAUCAACUUGCGAACCAUUGGCCGCUUCUGCUAUGAGGAUGAUCUGCUCACAGUGUCAGCUGUUUUCCCUGAGAUGCAUCAGUCACGCCAGGCAGACCUGAUCAGUCUUUACAGGGAUACUUUCAUUGACUGUCUGAAACACCGGAUGCUCGUGUACCUGUGGCGGCAGGCAGAACGUCAUGGUAAUUCAGUCGCCAAGAAGAGCUUCUUCCGGUACUUUGACCAAAUGUUGAAGCUGCGCAUGUGUCAACUGCAGCUUCUCGAUGAAAACCAUCUGUUGAUUAAGUACACUAAGAACUUGAUGGCACUGGAUGUCACAGAUGCCACAGAUGCACCCCAGGCAUCUGUGUUUGUGGUGUACAAUAUGGUGUCAACGGAAGUGAUGGCUGUGUUUGAGAAUUCAUCAGAUGAACUUUUGGAACUCUUUGGGAACUAUGAUCUCUUCCAAGAAGCUACUCCACACAGUGAAAUCCAGUUUACCUGCUCAUCAUCUAGCAACAAUUUUACAAGACAGAUCAUCCAAAACCAGUUCAAAGACACAAUUAUAAAUGACAGGUAUGGGGAACAUGGGGACUCUGGGCACUGGCUACUGGAUCAGUUCCCUUUCUGUUGCAGUCCCUACCUGGAUAUGACUCUCUUUAGCUAUGAUAGCAGGUGUGUGUCAGUCAUGGAGCGGCCCAAGGCUUAUGAAGAUCACCCUAUCAGAUUUUAUGCCCAAGACUCUGGUCUGCUUAAGUUUCAAAUGCAGACAGGCUUAGUAGGUCGCCCCAUUAACCAUAAUGUGCAACACCUUGUUUCCUUCAUCUUUCAUCCUUCUGAGCCUUUUGCUAUCUCUGUGCAGAAGUCAAAUACACAGUAUGUUGUGAAUUUCCAUGUGCGACACAACAGCACAUAG